Messenger RNA from Elaeis guineensis (African oil palm), 1263 nucleotides. NCBI's taxonomy places the organism in Eukaryota, Viridiplantae, Streptophyta, Magnoliopsida, Arecales, Arecaceae. The record is from RefSeq and is a predicted model, not a curated record.
GUUCCCUUCUGCAAGGGACUUGAUGUGAUUCAGCAAGCGCAAUCAGGGACAGGGAAAACUGCAACUUUCUGUUCUGGAAUUUUGCAGCAGCUUGAUUAUGGGUUGGUUGAAUGCCAGGCUUUAGUUCUUGCCCCAACUCGAGAACUAGCGCAGCAAAUCGAGAAGGUCAUGCGAGCACUUGGUGACUACCUGGGUGUGAAAGUUCAUGCUUGUGUUGGGGGAACCAGUGUUCGUGAGGAUCAGCGAAUUCUUUCGAGUGGGGUUCACGUUGUUGUUGGUACCCCAGGUCGUGUUUUUGACAUGUUACGGAGGCAAUCACUCCGUCCUGACUACAUUAGAAUGUUUGUACUGGAUGAGGCAGAUGAAAUGCUUUCACGUGGUUUCAAGGACCAGAUCUACGACAUCUUCCAGCUUCUUCCUUCUAAAAUCCAGGUUGGGGUCUUCUCUGCCACAAUGCCUCCUGAGGCCCUCGAGAUAACCCGCAAAUUCAUGAACAAACCUGUGAGGAUCCUUGUGAAGCGAGAUGAGCUCACCCUUGAGGGUAUUAAACAGUUUUAUGUCAAUGUUGAAAGAGAAGAGUGGAAGCUCGAGACUCUCUGUGAUCUUUAUGAGACUCUGGCAAUCACUCAAAGUGUCAUCUUUGUGAACACCCGACGCAAGGUUGACUGGCUCACGGACAAGAUGAGGAGCAGGGAUCACACGGUCUCAGCUACACAUGGUGACAUGGAUCAGAAUACCAGGGACAUUAUAAUGCGUGAAUUCCGAUCUGGUUCCUCCCGUGUUCUGAUCACAACUGAUCUCCUUGCUCGUGGUAUCGAUGUCCAGCAAGUUUCACUGGUCAUAAAUUAUGACCUACCAACCCAACCAGAGAACUAUCUCCACCGGAUUGGGCGAAGUGGACGUUUCGGAAGGAAGGGUGUUGCGAUCAACUUUGUCACUCGUGAUGAUGAAAGGAUGCUGUUUGAUAUUCAGAGGUUCUACAAUGUGGUGAUUGAGGAGCUGCCGUCGAAUGUUGCUGACCUCCUGUGAUGAGUUUCUGGGAUAGUAUUUAAUAUUUAUGCCUUUGUAGGUUUUUUCUGUUUCCAAUAUUUUUCUCAUCAAACUUAACCUGACUAUUUUUGGUGGUAUGUUUGGGACCAUUUGCUUUGAUGGUGAUUGGAAGCAAAUUAAUUUUUUAUCCCAUCUGUGCAAAGUUUUGGAGCUGUUAGAUUUUGUUGUACUCUUUUCGGUUACAUUUAAGGGGGAGUGUCUAAUUUUUUCUUA